This is a messenger RNA of Tetrahymena thermophila SB210, 3126 nucleotides long. RefSeq lists its product as hypothetical. The record is from RefSeq and is a predicted model, not a curated record. NCBI's taxonomy places the organism in Eukaryota, Ciliophora, Oligohymenophorea, Hymenostomatida, Tetrahymenidae. The transcript has 8 exons.
AAACAAUAAAAUUUAUCACAAAUUGACAAAUCUUAGAAAAGAAUCAGUCAAAUUUUUGCAUCUUAAUUUAAAUUAUUUAUAAUGAGCAACAAUCCAAACCAUCAAGAAAAUAUUUUAGUUAAUCAAGAUUAUAUGCAAGACAAUCAAGAAAUUGGUCCCAUAGAGAUAAACGAUGAAUACUAUCACGAUUAGAAUGAGUAGCAACAAUAGGAUAUUGAUGAGAAUGACCACCAUGAUGAAGAGUACGAUGAAUAAGGAGAGCACGAAUAAGGUGAUGAUGAUAAUAAUGAAGACUAAGCUUAUAACUUAUAAAACAGUGCCAGAUAAUAAAUGGAAGGAAUUAAUUAGGCUGUUAUAAAUUAUUAAGGCAAAAUGCAGGAAAUUUAAAAUUAAAUUUAGCAUGAGCAACCUUAAAAAGCUAAUUUUAAACAAUAUUAAAUUCAAGAAAGUCAUAUUAGAGAGCAAACAGAAGAGGACCAUUAUGAUGAAUAGAUAAUAAAUGAUGGACAUAAAAAAUAAUAUGAUGAACUAGAUAAUGAUGAGCAAUAUUAAUAAUAGUACAAGCAAAUGAGUUAAGAAAAAAAUUAGGAAUAUAAAUAAAACAUUUAGUAGAAGAGAUAUAAUUAACCUUAAUAAUUUAUUGAAUACAAAACUUCACCAAGAAAUGCUGGAUUGUAAUAGUAUUAAGAAAGCGAAUCAAAUUAUCAAUUAGAUGAGUCUUCUGACUAGAAUUAGAAUCGUCCAUAGAAACAUUAUUUCGAUGGCUAACAGAAGAAUAUUAAAUCAAAUUAGAAAAACUCUGACAAAGCUAAGCAUAUAAAGAAUGCCAGUGAAAGCUUAACUAGCUAAUUAGAUAAUGUAAGCAAUAUAAUGGAUGAUCAUUCCAAAUCAUUAGUUAGAUAGAUCAAGCAAGAUGAGAGUUAGCUAGAAACUUCUCAAGCAAAUGUUUCAGUAAAUUAAAACAAUCCAUAUGAUGAACAUGCUGAAUAUCAAAAAAAGCAUUUACUAGACUCUCCAGGUAAUAUAGAAUUGAUAAAACACUCAAAGUAUUACUAGAAAUAUCUUAAUGGAGAAAGUUUGAAUGAUAGCUAUUCUAUUUUGCCUUUGUAGACCAAUAAUAAUCUACCUUCACUAUAAAAUAGCACAAGCUUUGUAGAUCCUAAGGUGAUUGCUACAGUUUUAGAUCAAAAUUUACAAGGCAAUGAGCUCUAUAUCCUAAAAAUGAAACUAUUUGAAUCAAAUAAUAAGCUUAUGGUUGAAAUGAACAGAAAUAGAUAAUACAGACAAGAAAACUCAUAGCUAAAGUUGACCAUAGAGAAUUUAUAAUUCUAGUUAUAAUAAGCAAGCUAGGCUAUUAGUGAAUACGAGAAGCAAAUUUAGGAUUUUCAAAUUAACUCUUCUUAAUAGCAGUAGCAAGUGAUGAUGAAUACUUUUAGCUCUCCUCUUAAAAGUCCCACAUUUGAAAAUUAAGGAUAAAGUAUGCAGUAAAGUGAGGUCAUGUAAUAAAAAAGUAUUUAACUCUAGGAAGAAUAAAACAAGAAUUAUAAUUUAAGACAAGAUUUAGAAAAUUUAAGAACUAGGUUGCUUUAAGAAAUGAAUAAUUCUAAUUAAUACGAGUAGCAAGUAAGGGAUUAAGAACAAAUCAUUAAAGAUCAAUAAAAUUAAAUAUAAGAAAAAAAUUCAGUAAUUUCUUCUAAGAGCGAAGAAAUUCGUAAACUUUUAGCUACAUCUGAGAGUUACAGGAUUGAAAUAUAAAAUUUAAAUAUCAAUUUAAGUAAAUCAAAAUAAGCUCAAGAUGACAUAUAAAGAUAAAAAAAUGAAUAAGUAGCUGAAUUCAAUUAUCUAAUCAGUGAAAAUAAACAGCUGCAAGCAAAGUUGUAAAAUUACAACUAAGAUAAUCUCCGUUUAUUCAGUGAGAUACAAAUUUUAAAGCAGAAACUUGAAAAAUCAGACAAUCAAGUUGUAAUUCACUAGAAUCAAAUUUACAACUAAAAGAUAGAAUAAAGUUAAUAGCAAACUAAUUACGUCUCUAACAAACAUCACAAUACCACAAUUGAAAAGCUGCAGCUAGAAAUAAGUGAACUCAAGAGUAAUUUGAUAGCAACUUCAUAGCAACUUGAACUAUAGUAGGAAAGAAAUGAUUAUUUAUCAGUGCGUUUGGAAGAGGCAGAAAAAUUAAAUAAACAAUUUAAUUCUUAGAAGCCUUCUUAAAAUGUUACUAAGACAAUUAAAUAGCAAAGUCCACCUAAGUAUCGUAACGAGAGUGAGUUAGAAUAUUAAUAGAGAUUAUUAGAACAUUAGAUGUUAGAAAAAUAGCAUAAAUUAGAGAGAGACUUUUAGCAAAAGCAAUUAGAAUUAAUGACUUAAUAUGCAGUAAAUUAAAAUACUGUUAAAUAAAUACAUGGAGGUAGUCACGGUAGAGUAGAUAAAAAUGAAAAAACAGUAAAAUAAUCAGAAUAGCACCAUGAGUAACAUUAAAGAUCUAGAAAUACUGAUGAACAUAACUAAUAAUAUGCUAGCUAAUAGCUAAGAUAAUCUUAUUAAUAAAAUAGUAACUAUUAUAGCUAAAACUAAAAUAUAAAUCCUAAUUAGCAUCAUCCCCAUCAUAAUAUUUAAAAUUAUGCUAGCAAUAAAAGUGAAAGUAACAGUCAUAAUCAACAAUAAAUUUCUAAGUAAUAGUAGCAUAAUUAAGAAAGUUUAAACUAGUAUAAACAAAAUUAGAAUCAGCAGGUAGAUAAUAAUAGAUUUAGUUCUCCACCUCCAAAAAAUAUCAAGCAAAACAUUCCUCCUAAUCAUAAUCAUGAUUACCUCUUUUAUCAAGAUAUUGAAGAAGAAAAAUAAAAACUAUAAAACUAGCCAUAAUAUAUUCCUAUCGGAGUAACAUCUGUAAACGAAAAUGCAUAUGUAAGUAAUACACAAAGAAUAAAAGAUCUUGACUUGCUACUUAAUCAGUUGUUAUAGAAAAAGAAAUUAGCUGAAAGUGAGCUAUUGAAACUCGAAGAAAGCAAAAGAAAAAGCAGUUUGAUAAUAAUUUAAAAGCAGGAACUCGAAGAGAGGAUACGACAAUAUUCAUAAGAGAUUUCUAAUGUUAAAAACUAGCUGAGAAACCUCCAUGCCUUGAAAUGA